Xenopus laevis (African clawed frog) is the source of this 2224-nucleotide messenger RNA. RefSeq names its product phospholipid transfer protein L homeolog (gene pltp.L). NCBI's taxonomy places the organism in Eukaryota, Metazoa, Chordata, Amphibia, Anura, Pipidae. Gene Ontology annotation, cellular component: extracellular region. Gene Ontology annotation, biological process: phospholipid transport; intermembrane lipid transfer; ceramide transport. Gene Ontology annotation, molecular function: lipid binding; phosphatidylethanolamine transfer activity; ceramide transfer activity. The transcript is spliced from 16 exons. The record is from RefSeq and is a predicted model, not a curated record. Bases 118 to 1611 code for a protein of 497 amino acids.
UGCUGCUUCUGCUCUCUAAUGCUGAACUCUGUGCUGGCUGUGACAGCUGCGUGAGAUUUGAGCUGCACCAAGACGCAGGUCUUCUCUGCAACCUCUGAAGUGGAGCAGUGAAGAACAAUGGCACCAUCAAACGUCUUCAUUUUCCUUUCCGUUCUUGCCAUGGCACUGGCAUCAAGCUUGCAGAAUCCUGGCUGCAGAAUCAGGAUCACCUCCAAGGGGCUGCAAUUUGUAAAACAGGAGGGACUGAGGUUUGUGGAAGAAGAACUUGAGAAUAUCACCAUUCCAGACCUGAGUGGAAAAGAGGGGAGCUUCAGCUACAGCAUCAACAAUGUGCGUGUGACCCAUCUGCAUAUGGCUCUCUCAGAGUUGCGGUUCCAGCCACACAAACAGUUGGUGUUGGAUAUUAACAACGCGUCUAUCAGUCUGACCUUCCAGCGCAAGCUUCUCUAUUGGCUCUUUUAUGAUGUUGGGAUCAUUAACGCCUCUGCUGAAGGGGUGCACAUCAAGACAAAACUGGAUCUUGCCAGGGAUAAGCUGGGGCGGCUGAAGAUUACCAAUAUGACUUGUGAUGCCUCUAUUGAGAGAAUGCAUGCUGGAUUCAGUGGAACCCUCAAGAGGGUUUAUGAAUUUCUUGGUACUUUCAUAACUACAGGAAUGAGAUACCUCAUAAACCAGCAGAUCUGUCCAGCGCUCAAGCAUGCCGGCCUUGUGUUGUUGAACUCAUUGCUACACACGGUGCCAGUACGCAAUCCAGUGGAUGAUUAUAUAGGAAUUGAUUAUUCCCUCAUGAGUGACCCAGAUGUGUCUGAAGACAGUUUGGAUAUGGACUUUAAGGGCAUGUUCUUCUCGCUUUCUGCAGAAAAUGAGACCAUUCCCAAUAUGUCACCGGCAUUACACAUCAAGGAAAAAGAACGCAUGGUGUACAUAGCACUGUCAGAGUAUUUCUUUGAUUCUGGAAUGCAUGCAUAUUUCUACUCUAAUGUGCUGAGCCUGGAAAUUGCAGCUGACCAGAUGCCCAAAGACAUGGAUGUUUUGCUGCGCACUUCAUACUUUGGAAGCCUAAUGUUGCUGGAUCCUUCGGUGGCUGAUUCCCCAAUGAAGAUGGAGUUACGUGUCUUAUCCCCGCCACGCUUUACAAUCAAACCCUCUGGAACCAGCGUCUCUGUCAAUGCAAUUAUAAAUAUCUUCCUCAUACCAAAGGACCUACCACCUGUGCAGCUGAGCAGCCUGACCAUGGAAUCACGCCUCAGUGCAAAAGUCACUCUGAAAAAGAAGACCUUGCAGGUUCACCUGGACCUUAAAAGAUUCCGGAUAUUCUCCAACAAGUCAGCACUAGAAUCCUUGGCACUCAUCCCACUGCAGUCCUUUUUAAAAACACUUUUACAGCUCACUGUCAUGCCUGUUCUUAAUGAGAGAACAAAGCGUGGUGUUCAAAUCCCACUACCAGAAGGACUGGAUUUUACACGAGAGACUACAACUCACCAUGCUGGUUUUAUCCUUAUUGGUGGGGAUUUGCACUUCUCCAAGAGUCUUCGAGAAGUCAUUGAAAAAUAUCGCCCAGCUCCAACUGUCUCAGCAACAACAACAAUGGGGACCAAUGACUCUAUCUGAAACCUUCUUGUUAGGAUUCUCAAGAUCCAAUAUCAUCCCCCAGGGUUCUUAACCUCCAUGAAAAAAUGAUUUAUCUUUUUUUCUGUUGGACACUUCAGCCAUGGACUGAAGGAUGGUCCUAAAAAUCAAUCAGAUUUUUAUCAAUCAGAGCAAAAUUUUGGUCAUUGGGUGGUGCCCGACCCCCUGCCAAGAAACACGGUGUUGUACAAAAGUAAACAGAGGGACAGUAACCACUUUAGCAAUGAAGGACUCUUCUAACUUUCCUAAAAAACCAACAUGGAGCUUAUAUAAUAAUCUCAGCCAAUCAAUAUCACAUACUGUAACAGUAGAUGCCUAGGUUUUUAACAUGCCAAAUAUAGAGCAACCACUUUAUACUAAAUCCCUUGCAAAAACAUUUCAGGCAUAUUAUUUGUUCUACCCUAUGUAUCUUUUUCUAUUUGCAGUUGUAAAAAAUGCUAUUGAGGGAUGCAACCUCCAGCAUUGUAACAGGAAAUUGUCUACUUAUAAAUGAGAACAAUGUGUAAUGUUGUAUAAUUUUGCAAAAGUAAAUUUUCUUAAAUGCCAAAAUUGUUUAUAAAUGUGUGUGGGCAAAUUGUAUUUCAUGUUAUACUCA